AUGCUCUUUGAUGUACUGGAUAUAUAUAGGGCUAGACUGGAUAUAUAUAUAGGGCUAGACUGGAUAUAUAUAGGGCUAGACUGGAUAUAUAUAGGGCUAGACUGGAUAUAUAUAGGGCUAGACUGGAUAUAUAUAGGGCUAGACUGGAUAUAUAUAGGGCUAGACUGGAUAUAUAUAGGGCUAGACUGGAUAUAUAUAGGGCUAGACUGGAUAUAUAUAGGGCUAGACUGGAUAUAUAUAGGGCUAGACUGGAUAUAUAUAGGGCUAGACUGGAUGGAUAUAUAUAGGACUGGAUAUAUAUAUAUAGGGAUAGACUGGAUAUAUAUAGGGCUAGACUGGAUAUAUAUAGGGCUAGACUGGAUAUAUAUAGGGCUAGACUGGAUAUAUAUAGGGCUAGACUGGAUAUAUAUAGGGCUAGACUGGAUAUAUAUAGGGCUAGACUGGAUAUAUAUAGGGCUAGACUGGAUAUAUAUAUAG
This is a messenger RNA of Candidula unifasciata, 477 nucleotides long. Lineage: Eukaryota; Metazoa; Mollusca; Gastropoda; Stylommatophora; Geomitridae. The record is from the annotation of a GenBank genome assembly.